Messenger RNA from Aphidius gifuensis, 5317 nucleotides. RefSeq names its product golgin subfamily A member 4-like. Gene Ontology annotation, biological process: Golgi vesicle transport. Gene Ontology annotation, molecular function: small GTPase binding. The transcript has 7 exons. The record is from RefSeq and is a predicted model, not a curated record. Bases 382 to 4992 code for a protein of 1536 amino acids. NCBI's taxonomy places the organism in Eukaryota, Metazoa, Arthropoda, Insecta, Hymenoptera, Braconidae. Gene Ontology annotation, cellular component: Golgi apparatus.
UCAUCGCCCUAAUUAUGUUGGACAAUAUCAUAUAAAUAUACAGCUAUUUUUCUUAUUUUCAUUUGUUCUUCCGAAAUACAAUCAAUGACCAGUGCAAAUUUGUGUAUUGUUAAACAAAUAAAUAAUCUCUUAAUAAUGUUUGUUUCACUAAAUUCAAAGUAAAUAAAUUCUUUAGUUCUUUAACAAUUAGAAUAUCAAUUCUAAUCAUAGAAUCAUUGACACUAUGAAUUACUAAUAUAUAACUUUCACGUGAAUGUGAAUAAUGAGAAACUAUUUGUCCUAGUUUUACUUCUAGUUAACAUUCCACGUAGACAUAAAUUAAAAAGUUUAUUAUAUUUUCUAAAAAGAUUAUCAAAUUAAAAAUAUUAAAUUUCUUUAAAAAUGUUUAAAAAAUUUAAAGACAAACUUGCUGAAGAAAUGAAGCAAUCACCAGCAAGAUUACAAGCAAGUAUGCAGCAAUUUGCCCAGGCAGUUUCACCAGCAAUGUCAAACAGUUCAAUUCAAGAUAUCUCAGCAACAAACGACAACUUCAGUUUGACAGAAGAGGGGGACGAAACACCAAAAAACAGUCCGGCAAAACACGGAUUUCAAAGUGUGGAUUUAACACCACCAUCAUUGAAUUCUCAAGGUGUAUCUAGAAAAUCAUCAGUAAGCAGUAUCACAAGUACUUCUGACGCAUCAUCGUUAUUUCCAAUUUACGAGAGUCCUGACAAUAUGUAUCAUCUACAGUCAGACAUGGAUCAGUCAGCAAGUGAAGCCGAUGAUAAUAUUUCGGCUCAGCUUGAUAGAGUAUCAAAAGAUCAGCUUUAUUCAGCAUAUCGCAAAGUUCAAACGAGGUAUCAUAAAUAUCGUGGCAGAUAUACAGAUUUGGCAAAUCAUUAUCGUGAAAUGGAAAGGGCGAAAAAUAAAUUGGAAACAUUGUUAGUUGAAACACGAGAAAAAGCAUUGGGAAAAAUUUCAAAUCUUAAAGAGCAAUCCCAAUUAGAACAACAAGCGAAAGCUCAUCUGGAAGAUGCUUUCAGAAAUGAUAUUGAAGAAAAAAAUCAUAUUAUUGAUACGCUAAAUACAAAAGUAAGGCUUUUACAGGCUAACGGAUUAGUGUCUCUACAAAAUCAACCUGAUGACUCAAAAGAUGAUCCAAAUUGUAAAACAGAAAUGCUUAUUGAUAUUUCAACAGAGCCACAAGAUUCUAAUCAAGAAUCAUCAUCACAAGCAUUGAAAGCUGAAAAUGAACAAUUAAAAACAAAAUUAGAAACAAUGGAAUCUAUUUUGUUAAAAUAUAAAGAAUCAUUAAAAAAAAAUAAAGAUAAAAUAUCAGAAAUCACUCAAGAUAAAAGUAUUAUUGAACGUGACUUUGAUAUUUAUCGUUCACAAACAUCUCAAGAUAUUAAAAAUAUUGAAGACAAUUUAAAGACUGCAAGGGAUGAAAUUAGUAAUUUGAAUAAUCAAAUAAGUGCAAUGAAAAAAACAGAAGAAGAAUCGGUAAUAUCAUUGGCUGAAAACAAAUGGUCGAUUCAUCGUGAACUUGAAGAAAAAGAAGAAGAAAUUAAAAAAUUAAAUUUAGAACUCCAAACACUUAAUGUGACAAAAGAUAGUCUUACUAUUGAAUUGGAAAAAUUAAAACUCAUCGAUAGUGAAAAAAUACAAAAAAUGUAUCAAGAUGAAUUGGAAAAAAAUCAAAAUUAUCAAAAAAAAAUUGAACAAUUAGAAAAAGAAAUAUUAUGCAUGAAAAUUGUAGAAGAAGAAUUGGUAAAAACAAAAAAUUCAUUAGAAAAAAAAAUAAAUGAAAUUGAAGAAAAAGAAAAAAAUCAAAUAUCAGAUGAAUUGAAAAUAAAAAAUCAACAAAUUGACGAACUUAAUUCUAAAAUUCAAGCAUAUACAGCAGCAAUUGUAAAAGCAAAAGAAAAAAUAGAAACACAAAAUAAUCAAAUUAAAAUUCUCAAUGAUAAAGAAUCAAAUGUAAAUGAAAAUUCUGAAAAAUUACUUGAUGAAAUUGACAGUAAAAAAGUUGAAUUGCUUGGACUUGAAAGUGAAUUAAAAUCUUGUCGUUCAACAAUUAAUGAUCUUCGUGAAAAACUCAAAGAAAAUGGAAUAAAUAUUGAUCAAUUAAAACGUGAAAAAAUUUGUUUAAUUGCAAAUAUUAUAGAUUACAAAAAAACUAUUAAUUCAUUUAAAGUUUCAUGUGAAGAAAUUAAAUCACAAGUUGUCAAUUACAAGGAUAAACAAUCAGAUGAAAUUUUGACAUUAACAAAAUUGUUUGAAGAACAUUUGAGCAAUAUUAAAGAUACUAAGAAAUUAGAAAAUAUUGAAAAAGAAAAACUCAAUAUUAUUGAAGAAACAAAUAAAUUAACUGAUAUAGAUAUUGAAAAACUUCAAGAAGAAUUGUCAUCAACUAAAAUUGAACUAAAAAAAACGAAAGAAGAUUUAAAUAAUUAUAAAAUACAGAAUGAAACUACAUCAGAAAAAAUUCAACAACUCGAACAAUUAAAAGAGAAGUGUGAAAAAUAUGCAAUGGAAUUGAAUGAAAGUCUAAAACAGUCAGAUGAUUUACAAUUAGAAAAUUCAGAAUUAAAAAAAAAUUAUGAAGAAUUGAUGAAUCUUAAAGUAGAAUGUGAAAAUUAUUCAAAACUUUUUGAAGAAAAUCUUAAAAAAACAAAAAUAUUAGAAGCUGAAAAUAAAGAUUUAACACUAAAUUGGGAAGAAGCAUCUAAAUCAAUUGAAGCAUUUAAAUUAGAAAUUUUGGAGUAUCAAUCAGUCAUUGAAACAAAAAGUGAAGAAUUAAAAACACUAGAAGUAGAAAAUGAAACAUUGCAAAAAAAAACUGAAAUAUCUGAAGAAUCUGUUAUUAAUUUGAGAUCAGAAAUUCUCAAACAAAAUACAUUGAUUGAAGAAAAAGAUACUGGAUUGUUAUCCUGGGAACAAAAAUUCAACGAACAAAAUGAAGAAUUAACUCAAAUAAAAUUGCAAAUUGAAAAUCACACAAAAUUAUUGGAAGAAAGUUUAGAAAAAUCACGAGAUCUUGCAGCUGAAUGCAAACGACUAACCGAUGAAAAUAUUCAAGAUGGUGUAGAUCAAGAAAAGCUGAAAAAUGAAUUUGAUAAUCAAAAAAUUGCCUUUGAAAAUAAUAUACAAGAAUUGGAAAAUAAAUUAUCUUCUAAAGAUGAUGAAAUAUCAAAAAUAUUGGAAGAUAAUCGAUCAAGUCAAAACAACAAUGAAGCAAUAGAAAUAAAAUUAAAAGAUGUUGAAGAAAAAUAUAGUAAACUUGAAACUGAAAAAUUAUUAUUGGUAGAAACUCUUGAAGCUAAAAAUCAAAUGAUUGAAAAAUUAAAUAUUUUAAAAAAUAAACAAACUAAAGCUAUUCAAGAUAUAAAUGCAAAAUUACAAGAUUCAGAAAGUAAAAAUAUAUUGUUAAAAAAUAUUGAAACAUCAGCAAAAACUCAUGAAGAGAGUGCUAAAAAUUAUUUAAUAAAACUUGAACAAGUUACGGCUGAAAAUGAAAACUUAGUCAAAGUCAAUAAAGAACUUGAAAAUAUUCAAGAAAAAAGCAUUGAAUUAGAGGAAAAAUUAUCUCAACUUUUGAGUGAAAAUGAGAUAUUAAAAGAUCAAAUAAAAACACUUGGUGAAGAGUCUUUAAUUUUGCAAAAUCAACGUAAAGAAAAUGUCAUUUUAAAAACAAAAUUAAAUGAAAUUGAAAUAGAAAAAGAAAAUGCCGAAGUACAAUUGAAAGAGCUUAAAGAAUCAAACAAUCAACUUCAAAAAUCUGAGACAGAAUAUCAAUCACGAAUUUUUGAUAUGGAACAACUUUCUAAUAAACAUUUGGCAGAAAUUGAAGAACUAAAAAAUAAUGUACAGUCUUUAGAAAAUAGAAUAAAAUUGCUUCAAGCAGAUUUUAAUGAUAAAUAUGACCGAAAAAAUAAAGAAUUAAAUGAACUAUUAGAAAAAGAAGCUUGGACUACACAGGUAAUAGAGGAAUUGAAAAAACACUCAGAAACAUUAGAGGCACAGUUGGAUGAUAGAAAGAAUCAACUUACUGAUAACAAAAACAAUAGUAUUUCAUGUGAAGAAGAAGAUCGUUUGAGAAAACUUAUCCAAGAAAUUCAGGCACAAUUGCAGGAUCGUGAAACAAAACUUAUAACAUCACAAGCAAAAGAGUCUCAAAUGGAAAUAUUAAAUGAAGAAAUAAAAAAAGAAACUAAUAGUCUUAAAGAUCAAAUAAAAACAGUAGAAACUGAGCAGGGUAUGCGUAUGCAACAAUUAGUUAAAGAAUUCCAAGCACAAUUGCAUGAUAAAGAUGAACAAUUACAAGCAGCAUUGAAUAAAAAAUUUGAUCGUCAACAAAAUUAUGAGUCUGAUUUAGUACAACAAUAUAAAGAACAAUUGAAAGAUUUUCAAGUUGAAUUGACAGCAAAAUCCGAAGAAAUUGAAAGUUUAAAAAGAGAACAAAGCGAUGAUACAAUGAGAGAAAUCGAAAAACUUGUUGCAACAAUUGCAAAUAUCAAAGAUUCACAUGCUGCUGAGUUGCGUGAUAUUGAAAAAAAGUGGCAAGCAAUUAUUCAGCAAAAAAUCAGCCAAUUAGAGGCUAAACAUGACGAUAACAUUAAAGAAUUGACUAAAGAGUGGCAAAAUGACAAGCUUACUGAUGAAAAAUUAGACCAAAAAUCUGAGGAAUUGGAAAAUAUGUCAAGAGUUGCAAUGGCAGCUGUUCAAUCAAAUACAGGAUCAUUCCAUUCACUUCAACAGACAGUUAUGUCUCAACGACGAGAAUUAACCGAGCUACGUAAAAUCAUAAAACUCCGACAUGAUACUCUUGAAGACUCAACUGAGAUUGAAUAUCUGAGAAAUAUUCUUUAUGAAUAUAUGAUGGGUCGGGAAACCUUGGUGCUUGCUAGAGUUAUUGCAGCAGUUGUUAAAUUUGAUCAAGAUCAAACAAACAAAAUACUUAAAAAAGAAGAAGACAAGUUAACGUUAUUAGGUUCAUUGAGACUUGCGUAAAAGUUUUAUACUUACGAUAAUUUAAUAUACUUACCGAAAAAAAUUUAAAAAAAAAAACAAUACGUUGGUCCAAAUGCAAUAAUUUUUUAUUUUACCAUUGUAGAAUUUAUUUAUUUUAUUUUAAUGUACAUACAAUGAAAAUGCAUGUUAUCAGAAUAAUUAAACUUUUUAAAUAUAUAGUGUAAACAAAUAUUUAUAACCAAUCAAUCAAAUUAUUAUUAUUAUUAUUAUUCUAUGUAAAUAAAUAUGUAAUUAUAAUUAAUCAAUAUUUUGAUGACAAAAGAAGGAAAAAAUGCCUUAUAAAUAAAUAAUAAUGAUAAAUUCA